AUGGAGACCCGUCCGUUCAAAAUAUUAAGUUAUAAGGAUCCAGAAACAUUGAGUGAUGAUUGUGCUAGUGAGGACUCAUCUCCCGAGGAGGAAUCACAGCUUAUAGACCCUUGUGUCAAGUUGAAGCUUCCAGCACAUAUUGCCGCAUAUUAUGAGAAGAAGGAGUUGAUUAGAGAUGCUGAGAUAAUAUCUUGUGACAAAAGUUUGGUUGAGAAGGUGAUGUCCAACUAUAUAAUUGCAAAGAAUAUACUCAGUAAUCUAUGUUGGCAGGAUAAGUUGUUGUGCAAACAUGUGUGCUCCACUUGGAGAUCUGCUGUAAAUUCACUUGUACGUGAGCAGCUGUCACCUGUAGACUUUCUGUACAUCUUGGUGCAUAAUCCUACACCUCAAACUAACACAUUCAGGAAGUCUGACAAUUUCUAUAAUGAACCACUAGCAAUUCUGACAUUUAUGAACACUCUAGCACUAAACACAGCUGUUGAAUGUAAAGAUGUAUCACCUAGUAUGUGUGAGACACCUUGUGAAGAUAAAUGGCAUUGUAUGAUAGAUGUUAUCUCAGAACAUGUGUCUGUUCCGAAGAAUUGUAUGUUGUCUGUGGUGUCCAGUUCUCUAACGUGUAUGCCAGUGGCAAAUACAGAGACAGACGGGUUCCCCGUGUCUCCCAGUAUUCACGGGGAUUGUUUCCCAUUCUACGCUGGUAUCUACAUUCCCGUACUACCCGGGGUACAGUACCAUGUACUGAACAUCAAACAGAGAGAGCAUAAUACAAUGGAUUUGCAGACAGAUUUCUAUGAUGUUAUUGACAAGCUGUGUGAAGACCAAAUAUUUAAAGGAGUGCUGGUUUUUGUAACAGAGAAAUAUAUUUUGCAAUCUGUGGAAGAUAUAAUGUUGCUCAAUUAUUUGAAGGAAGUACAACCAGAAAUCCCUUAUGCUUUGGGUGGCUGCCUUAUUGAAGAAACUAUGUUUGGAGAGAGAGAUAUAGAGACACUGAUUAAAAAUAUCAACAGUAAAUUUGACUUUGUCAGUGAAAAUCUUAUAUCUAUCGGAUUGUUUACUGUUCCAAAGAAUAAAGACAAUAAUGAGAGGGGCGAAACUUGCAACUUUGAUAUGUUUUCGUUAGUGAUAGAGUCAUCUGAGUGGUCAAAGCAAAAGAUAGAGAAAGCUAUAAACGAGUUCGCAAAGAAAGUCCCGACUUUCGAGCACAGUGUGGCUCUGAAGUUGGCGUGUGUCGGUCGCGAUAGGAAGCAUAUAUUAGAACAGGAUUACUUCAGGGCAGCGUUCCCUCAUACGCCCCUGGUCGGUUGCUUUGGCAACGGCGAGCUGGGGGUCAACCACCCGCCGCGCGACCUUCCCCCUGUACCCCCUCACAUCGCCAAGAAACGCAAACAUGAACCUGCAAAAAGCCUCAUGUACUCAUACUCAACAGUCUUUGUCUACAUGGGAUGGGGGAGGAUGAUACCGCCAGAAACUGAGGGUUUUAAAAAGGCUACACAAUCAUAAACAUAAACAAAAAUCUAAUAGUUAUAAUUCAAUUUAAUAGAAUAUUGUGCACCACACAUCUAUAUUCAGGAUUAAGGAAAAGUAGUUUGAGUUGGUCACGUCAGAGCGGAAGGCAAGAGGGAAACCACUGCUCUAUUUUUUCCCUAGAAAAGUCGCAAGAGCGUGGCUCUUAAAUUAGUGAUGAUGAGGUACUACUGAUUGAUUAAAACCUGGAGUUUUGUUUUAGGGACUUAGUUAUAUUUCACUUUCUCAUAGUCGUAUAGCACUUGCUUUUACAGAUCUUCUCAUGAAAGCUAAGUGACUUAAAUGGAUCGUUAUGCUUUAGAUGCGAUUUAGUAUAAUAUUCACUAAUAGAGUUUUCCUGGCCAUUCUUCUUUAGACCAUUUUGUGUUCAGAUGGGUCCUUACCCACCAACUCGGAAAGUAACAAGGAACACUAUUCUAAGGCCUCGUAAUUUUAAAUAUAGGGGUACACAUUUGUAACGUUUUUUAAGAAAUAACUGGGAAAGUUGUUACCUAAAAGUACACAAUACGUAUUUAUCCAAUAAGAUUAAAAUGUGUGAUUUAACCACUUUAUUAGAUGUUAAGUUAUCUAAUAUAUUUUUAGAAAGCACUA
Messenger RNA from Pectinophora gossypiella (pink bollworm), 2115 nucleotides. RefSeq lists its product as uncharacterized. The record is from RefSeq and is a predicted model, not a curated record. The transcript is spliced from 4 exons. Lineage: Eukaryota; Metazoa; Arthropoda; Insecta; Lepidoptera; Gelechiidae. The coding region runs from base 1 to 1500 and encodes 499 amino acids.